AUGUCCAGCGAAGACGAGCAUCCACCUACCAAAGUACCGCGCACGCGCAUAGCCCGCGCGUGCGAGAACUGCCGCGCGCGUCGCAAAAAGUGCCAGCCCCCCUAUCCAUGCCAGGCAUGUCGCGAUGCCGGCCUGCCCGACUGCCUUGUGCGCGACAAGCCGCGACCCAUGCGCCGCAGGCGGUCGCAACAGGCUACAAGUGCGCCCAUUGAGGGAUCGACAUAUCCCCAGCGCACGCAGUUCUUGCGCUUGAUUGACGAAGAACUGGAACGCCUGUACUCUUCCCAGACGGGCGAUUCCGUCUCACUCGAGCUCGAGGAGGCGCCUACCCAUCCGGACUGUAACCUCCUCACGCCACUGCCAGAGCUGCCCAACCCACUUCCGCCAUCAGCCGCAAAGGCUAUGCAGACGUUCUGCGAUCACAUGCUCCCGUUCUGCAGUUUCAUGACUGCUCCGAGAGUGCUCUCCCUCUUUGAACGGUAUCUCUCUGCUCCACAGUCGCUGUCGGCCGACCAGACUGCACUCAUGUAUUCUUGUCUCGCACUCGGAUAUGUUCGCCUACGUUCGUUCCCGGAUAAACGGCACGCACGCGAGGUACCCGAUUCUGACCGCACCGACGUACCGUACUUUCGGCACGCGGUUCAUUUGCUCGACAAGUGGGGAAGCGCAAGCUUUACCUCGCUCCAUACGUUAUCGGGAUUAUGGUUCUACUCUACGCUCGCAUGCACGUCCGAGACAUGUCGAGAGAUUGUGUCGUGGAUGAUCUCUCAGGCCAAGGAGCUCGGCAUCCACCAGGACCAAGGGAGCGCGGCAUAUUCGCCGGCAGACCGCGCCGACCUCAUGUUCGUCCAGGUCCUCUACUCCCACUACUGGACGACGGCGCUCACGGGCCGGCCACCGCUUAUCCGGCCUGGAGAAUUUGAGAACAUGACUUUCCGCUCACGCCCUGUGCCUGAGGACCAGGCCGUGGUGCUCGUUCCCCGUCGCAGUCUGAUGGAGCUGCUAGUACUCAACACGCAGCUCAUGAUGAACCUGCACGACAGCCGGAACGCGCGCCUCUCUCUCGAUUGGCUCCUCCGAAUCGAGGACCGGUGGGACACGUGGUGUGCCACUUGGGUUUCCCAAGGCCGCACAACGGGUAACAAGGUUACCGACCCCUUCCUAAGCGUGUUGUGGGACUGGGGCCGGCUGACAGUUCGCGCGGUAACGUUAAACGAUUCACGGUUGAGCAUGAGUUCGCUCGCAGUCCUCACUCGCUCGGCAAUCAAGAUCAUUGCCUGCUACUACGACUUUUACCUGUACCGCGAAUACAACCUGAUGUGGCUUCACUUCCGCCACCUCGUCACGUGUGCGCAUAUUGUCAUUAUCGCCCAUUGGCGUUUCGAGCUCACGAAACCCGAGGCCGAGCAUGCGCUCAGCAAUGCGCUCUGGAUGAUUGGGCUCAUGGAGGCCCGGUGGGGCAGGCAAGCGAGCGAGGCGCGUCGCAAGAUUUUGCAAGUUGCCAACGUCCUCUCUCUCCCCAUCGCACCGCCCGCCACGCCGGCAGUUAGUGAGGGUAGCCACGUGAUCGGAUACGACAUGUUUGACCAGAGUGCACUGGGGGUGCUGUACGAGGCAUUUGACGCCGCGGUCACUGCGCAAGCGCCAAUGUCGGGGGGGUGGACGAUCGACUCGCUCUUCCUUGCCCCCGAAUAUGCCCCGUAG
This is a messenger RNA of Cutaneotrichosporon cavernicola, 1704 nucleotides long. RefSeq lists its product as uncharacterized. Bases 1 to 1704 code for a protein of 567 amino acids. Gene Ontology annotation, biological process: regulation of DNA-templated transcription. NCBI's taxonomy places the organism in Eukaryota, Fungi, Basidiomycota, Tremellomycetes, Trichosporonales, Trichosporonaceae. Gene Ontology annotation, molecular function: DNA-binding transcription factor activity, RNA polymerase II-specific; zinc ion binding. The transcript is spliced from 4 exons. The record is from RefSeq and is a predicted model, not a curated record.